Molecule: messenger RNA, 1728 nt
Organism: Patiria miniata (bat star)
Lineage: Eukaryota; Metazoa; Echinodermata; Asteroidea; Valvatida; Asterinidae
Gene: chid1
Product: chitinase domain-containing protein 1-like
Exons: 12
Coding region: 79-1266 (395 amino acids)
Biological process (GO): carbohydrate metabolic process
Cellular component (GO): extracellular region
Molecular function (GO): chitin binding; oligosaccharide binding
Source: RefSeq, a predicted model, not a curated record
AAGCCAGAUGGGCGUGGUUUAAGUUACAACAUGGCUGCGCCCAUUAGCAAGUGCAAGUAAACAAGUUUGUUGAGAAAGAUGACAAUUUCUUUUUGCUAUUCAACCUUCGUGAUUCUUCUUGUGUGCAUGAUUUUGAGCCCAAUCGCAGAUGCAGGAGGGCCACCCAAACAUAAAGACAAAAAGCAAAACAACAAAAACCAGAAAGAUGUAAAACUCUCUGAUAAAACUGUUGAAGAUCGUGGAUUAGUACAGGAGAAUCCACGGACCAAGGACAUCCUGAGUGAGAAUGGAAACUUCUGCAGCAAGAAAGUGGAAGAUAGACAAUUCCAUGGAGAGAUGUUGGGAUAUGUAACACCGUGGAACAACCGUGGCUAUGACAUUGCUAAGAUCUUUGGAGGAAAGUUCACUGUUAUUUCACCUGUCUGGCUUCAGGUGAAAAGAAAGUCAGAAGAAGAAUAUGUGAUAAAUGGAGGACAGGAUAUCGAUAAAGGCUGGAUGAAAAGUGUUAAGAAAGGAAAGCGCAGUGUUAAAAUAUACCCUCGACUUCUCUUUGACCAGUGGACCAAACAUGACUUCAUAGCCGUUUUUCAAGAAGAGACAGAACUUCAAGCCUUAGCAAAGACAAUAGCAGCAUACUAUAAAAAACAGAGUUUUGAUGGUAUAGUUCUUGAGGUGUGGAGCCAGCUAGGAGGACAAGCCAAAACAGAACUUCAGCACUUGGUUGUGGACAUAGCAGAUGCAAUGCACAACUCUCAUAUGAAGCUUGUUCUUGUGAUACCACCUCCUGUCAUGGCCAGUGGUCCCGGAAUGUUUUCAAGCAGUGAUUUCAAGACACUGUAUCCAGUUGUUGAUGAAUUCAGUUUGAUGACCUACGACUACUCAAGUGCACAAUCACCAGGACCAAACUCCCCUAUUGACUGGGUCAGAUCAUGUGUCAAGGAAAUAGCACCCGACAACGAAGCUGACCAAAGAUCUAAGAUUCUCCUCGGGCUAAAUUUUUAUGGGUAUGACUACGGGCCACAGUCAGCUGAGGCUAUCAUUGGACCAAGGUAUCUCGAUUUGCUAAAGAAACACAAACUCAAGUGGAAUACAGCACAAGCAGAGCAUGUCUUUGAUUACAAGAAAGAUGGACCAUGGGUACAUCAAGUCUAUUAUCCAUCACUCAAGUCCAUUCAAGUUCGUCUUCAGCUGGCCCAGGAACUAGGCACAGGAAUAUCUAUCUGGGAAUUAGGACAAGGAUUGGAUUACUUCUAUGACCUCCUGUAGACUGUAUGACAGCAAUAACUGAGGUUUCAGGUAAUUUGCACACAAUGCAGCAACCGCUCCAAGGCAUUACAAUAGACCUCUCGAUAAAGCGCCCCGACUGUGGGGAGGUCUUUGUUCUACUGUUAUACACACUGGAAGAAACUUUGUAUUUUUAUUGCCCCUGAAUUUAACUAACCUGUCCUCGGCAAGAGUGCUGUGUGGAUAGUGUGAAAUUGUUAUUUUUUGAAAAUGGCUUUUAUUUCAUUUUUCUUUUAUUAGAUAUAUUUUAAAACAAUUAGAUCAAGUUUUUUCUUUAUUUGCUGUUUUAGAAUAUAUAUUCUAGAAGUUUGUUAAAAAGAAUGAAACUGAAAUGUGCCUUUCAUUUUUGUGACUAUUCUGGUCUGAUUUUAAAAAGAUAUUAAAUAAGAGAGAAAUAAAGACCAUUCAUCAAAAAAUAUUACAAUUCAGAAUGGUUUUAUUUUA